This is a messenger RNA of Castor canadensis (American beaver), 4124 nucleotides long. The record is from RefSeq and is a predicted model, not a curated record. Lineage: Eukaryota; Metazoa; Chordata; Mammalia; Rodentia; Castoridae.
AUCUGCAGCAGGGCAUCAUCCAGGAGUUUGCUGUGAGCGACAAGGGAGGGCUCUCUUGCCUCUCGCUGAGGCAAGGCCUGCAUUCCCUUUGGAAGUCCAGGCAAUGUGGAACUCCAGUGAAGGUGGAGAAGUGCUCCUACAGCAGCUCUCAGCCGAGCUGCGGCCACACUCACCCAGAGGACUUUAAAUGCCCAUGCCCCUGGUCGGGCAUUGACAGCCUAUCUAAUGAAAUCAUCUGCAAAUCAAGGCCAAAAGGUGUCACUCAAAGCCGUGCUGUCUCAGACUGUAGCAACUGGUACUUGCAACUCCUGACCAUGGGCAGUGUGGCUAGUCCAAAUAGGGCCCGAAUCACAUUUCAUCCUCACUUGGGAGCACAGACAUACAUCCAGUCUGGACCCACGGGAGAUGGGGCGGGUGCCCACCCAGAGCGGGAGGGCCAGGGCGAGGACCGGUCGCAGCACGUCGCCGGGGAGGAGGGCGGCCGCCCGGCCCGCUUGCCUCUCCGGGACAGGGAAGAAAAGUAUAAGCAGCGGCUGCGACGUCCGUCCCCCGUAUCCCGCCCCUCCAGCCCUGAUUCCAGUCCCGACCUUCGCCCGCCGGCAGCUGGGGACCUAGGGCGGGGAGAAGGGGGAAGCCAGAAGCACCUGCCUGCUGCUCCCUGGCCUCAGCCCUGCCCCGGGGACAGCGAAGGCGUUCCGGCGAACCCCACCCACACCCUCGCUGGUGCGGUGAGGCCCCGCACGACCUGCCGACUCGGGGAGCCCCAACUUCCUCCUCCCGGACCCCCCAUCACGAGUUCCCGCAGCGCCCGGCUCAGAGCCAGGAUAGCAGAGAACACGAACCCACCUCAGGCUCCGGGCGCCACCGCCGUUGCCAGGCUGCUGGGCUACCCGGCCCUGCUCCGCCCCCUCCGCGGCCCGCCCCGCCUCCGUGGCCUCCCAGCCCCCUGCCACCGCCUGCCGCCCGCCUCCCCGCCCCGGUUGGCGAGGCUCUGCCACGUGGUGUGGGCGGGGCGGGCGGAAGGUUCUGGGCGUCACGCGCGGGCACGGGCACCCGCCGACGACUCGGGACAGCGGCGGCGCGCACGCUCGGUUGGCGGAGCCUCCGCCGGCCCCGGAAGCAGCGGAGCCGCCCAUGGCCGGGCAGGGAGCGCGGGACCGGAGGCCGGGGGCCGGCGGGGCGCGGGCGCGGCUCCCGGGCACGCGCCCUGGAGCUGGGCCCUGGCGGGGCUGUGGCUGGCAGCGACCCUGGGCUGCGUCCAGGGCUCGGGCGGCCGCGCGCGGCGCCACUGGCCCGUGCCCUACAAACGUUUUUCCUUCCGUCCAGAGCCAGAUCCUUAUUGUCAAGCUAAGUACACCUUCUGUCCCACUGGCUCACCCUUCCCAGUUAUGAAGGGCAAUGAUGUCGUUGAAGUCUUUCGACUCCAAGCGCCAGUUUGGGAAUUUAAAUAUGGAGACCUCCUAGGACACUUGAAAACUAUGCAUGAUGCAGUCGGAUUCAGAAGUACAUUAACUGGCAGGAACUACACCAUGGAAUGGUAUGAGCUUUUCCAGCUUGGCAACUGUACGUUUCCCCACCUCCGACCUGAACUGAAUGCCCCUUUCUGGUGCAAUCAAGGAGCUGCCUGCUUUUUUGAAGGAAUUGAUGAUAACCACUGGAAGGAAAAUGGGACAUUAGCUCUAGUAGCAACCAUAUCAGGAAACACCUUUAACAAGAUGGCAAAUUGGGUGAAACAGGAUAAUGAAACAGGGAUUUAUUAUGAGACGUGGACUGUCCAAGCCAGCCCAGGAAAAGGGAUGGAGACAUGGUUUGAGUCCUAUGACUGUUCAAAAUUUGUAUUAAGGACAUAUGAGAAGUUGGCUGAACUUGGAGCAGAGUUCAAGAAGAUAGAAACUAAUUAUACAAGAAUAUUUCUUUACAGUGGAGAACCUACUUAUUUGGGAAAUGAAACCUCUAUUUUUGGGCCAACAGGAAACAAGACUCUUGCUUUAGAUAUAAAAAAAUUUUAUUACCCCUUCAAACCACAUUUGUCAACUAAAGAAUUUCUAUGGAGUCUCCUGCAAAUCUUUGACUCAGUGAUUAUGCACAGACAAUUCUACUUGUUUUAUAAUUUUGAAUACUGGUUUUUACCUAUGAAAUUCCCUUUUAUUAAAAUAACAUAUGAAGAAAUCCCGUUACCUAACAGACACAAAACGCUUCCUGAUUUAUAAAAACCUUAAUUCUAUUUCUUUCUCCCACCACCCGCACCUCAGUUUUUCAGGGGGUAAUUGUGAAUUUUUGGAUUUCUUAGCCUUUCUUCCCUUAGUUUCUUGCCUCUAAAAUGACUGUUGUAAAGAUUGAAGUCAUGUAUGUUCAUCAUAGGAAAAUCACAGGGAAUGCACAGUAACAUAUCAGGACUGUAAUAAUUAAUCAGAGAACGAAGGGUCACUCUUGAUCUUGCCUAAUGCACAUUAUAGGCCGACCUUUCCUGGGUUGUAAUCAGCUAGACUUUGAGCUGACAGUGUAUGCUUCAGUGGUUCCUCAACUAUCUGGGGCAUAGAAGUGCCUAGCUGCAGUCAUGGCUGGGAGAACAGGUACUUCUGACUCCCACCCUGCUUCCAGUAGCUCUAAUGCAGCCAGUGCAGUGGAAGAGGGUGCACCUCCCAGAGAGGACAGGUUUUUGUCAGGGUCCUGCAUUUUAUGACAAGUGGAACAUGUUUUUCCUCUUCAUGGAAAACACCAGUAAGAUGAUGGAGUGGAGAUCAGAGAAAACAAUCUAUUUAAUAUGUAAAUGGACCAAUUAUUCACUUGUAGCUAAUACUUGAGUGCUUCCUAAGAGGUUAGUACAUUAUCAUUGAGCUUUCACAAAGAGCCUAAUCAGGUAUUGUUUACCUGAUCCAAAUGAGUAAAUUGGGGCUUAGCAAGGUUAAGUGACCUUUCCACAGCUACCCAGCUAGUAGUAAUGGACUCAGAUUUUUAUCUCAGGUUCUGCUGACUCAAUCGGAUGCACAGUAUGUUUUUUGGAGCCACUGAAAUUGUGGUCCUUGGACCAGUGCCUGUCUGCUAAAUAUUACCUAUCUACAAGAAAUACAGAUAUUGAUAGGAAGCAUUUAGAACUUUUAAAGCAUUUUGUUGAGUAAUGUGUUUCUGUUGAAUCUAAUAAAUACUGGGGCUUGUAUUUUGUCUUUAUUUCAUUUGUCUAACAAUUCAUUUUUAUUCUGUUUUUCAAAAGUGUAGGCCCCACAACAUCCUAAAAUAAAAACCAAGUGACACGGAUAGCUUGAGCACUGCAAUACACCAUUCUGCCGCCUGCACAGGGGUAAAGUCAUCCUGAAGUACAUGAAGAACUUUCUACCUACCGCUGCCUCCUGCUCAGCUCAUCUGCUUACAUUAAUGGUGCCUAAGCCAUUGUUAAUGGUGCCUCUAACCUACUGUCUUAGAGUAUGUCACAAGACAACUGGGUCUUUACAUUAGCACCACCUAGUGGCUAAACUUGCACAACAUGAACUUCUAACUCUGGGAAGUUACUCUGGAGUUCUAGAAUGCAUUGAAGUGACAAGCCAAGUUUCUUGUACUAAGUUUGUGUCAACUGCAAAUCACAGAGCUUGGCUCCAUACUAAAGAUAAGUGAGGACAUCUGUACAUGGCAGUUGGCUUUUAAAACAAGAUUCUAAUAGAAUUUAAAAGCAUUCAAGAUUUUUCAUUGUUCUUAAAAUAUCAAAUGAAAUUCUGUGAAAGUAUUAUAUAGCUUCAGGUGGCUGCAGCAUUUACAGACCUGUCAAGCUCAGAAGAUGAAGUAGAAGUUGGAAGCAGGUGUCACUCAAGUGGUAGAACACCUGCCUAGCAAGUGCAAGACCCUGAGUACAAACCCUAGCACUGCAAAGGGAAAGAGAUGAUUCAAGAACAUGCUUUCCAAGGGAGUUGGGAAACAAGCAUGGGCAGGAAUCUGCUAAUUAAAUUUUGCUGCUCUUAGUGUAACUUAUUAAUGUAUAAAUUUUCCUCUAAGAGAACUGUUAUUGUGGAGUUUGAAUAUUAGGGCUUUAGAAUAAAUACAUCCUCACCAGGCACCGUGGCUCGUGCCUGUAAUCCUAGCUACCUGGGAGGGUGAAAUUGAGGAUCACAGUUCAAGGCCAGCCCUGGCAAAUA